Aspergillus campestris IBT 28561 is the source of this 4065-nucleotide messenger RNA. Its product is annotated as exportin CRM1. Gene Ontology annotation, cellular component: nucleus; cytoplasm. The transcript has 11 exons. Gene Ontology annotation, biological process: ribosomal small subunit export from nucleus; protein export from nucleus; ribosomal large subunit export from nucleus. Gene Ontology annotation, molecular function: small GTPase binding; nuclear export signal receptor activity. Bases 364 to 3582 code for a protein of 1072 amino acids. Lineage: Eukaryota; Fungi; Ascomycota; Eurotiomycetes; Eurotiales; Aspergillaceae. The record is from RefSeq and is a predicted model, not a curated record.
UAGCAGACCUCUGUUCAUACUGUGGUUCCUGAGAAUACUACCCAUGUCCUAAACUAAACAUCCACUUACCAAGUUACAACAGCCCGCCGCACAGUACCAUCUGGAAACCUGGAAUACAGUCAAGUCAUACCUACUGGGCUCUGGGAAGCUUACCUCUACCUAACAUUGGCGAGCCCCUCCAGCAGAUUCCCUACCCCACCAACCAUUUCACUUUCUUCCCGUGCGCCUCGGACUCUAGGGGAUAUCAUUCAGCAGUAAAAUAUCCUCGAGCUACUCCAUCAUUCCAUUGCCACAGUUCAUCUUGGGUUCUUUCAUUGUACGCCAAGCUGAGGCCCAAAACCCAUCGCCAGCCCGUGGAGCGGAAUGUCUGUUUCCAUACAGGAGCUGGACAAUACUGUCCGCGCCUUUUACGAAGGAAAAGGUGACCUGCAAAAGCAAGCACAACAGACUCUGACGGAGUUCAAACAGAACCCAGAUGCUUGGUUGAUUGUAGGAAAUAUUCUCCAAGAAUCGACCUAUCCGCAGACCAAAUAUCUCGCCCUUCAAGUCCUCGACGAUGUGAUCAUGACGCGAUGGAAAGUCCUGCCGAGGGAGCAGUGCCUGGGUAUCCGAAAUUUUAUCGUCAAUUUCAUCAUUGAGAGCUCGCGAUCGGAAGAGAAGCUACGAGGCGAGCGGGCCUUUCUAAACAAACUCAAUCUGGUUCUUGUCUCUAUCCUGAAACAGGAAUGGCCGCACAACUGGGAGACGUUCAUCAACGAGAUCAUUUCGUCUUGCCAUACCAGUCUUUCGAUCUGUGAGAAUAAUAUGGCUAUCCUCCGUCUCCUAUCCGAAGAGGUGUUCGAUUUCUCUCAGGACCAAAUGACCUCGGUCAAAGCCAGGAGUCUGAAGACUUCCAUGACACAAGAAUUCUCGUCAAUCUUUCAGUUGUGCUCUGAAGUUCUAAAUACGGCAAACCAACCGACUCUAGUCAAGGCAACAUUAGAAACGCUACUCCGCUUCCUGAACUGGAUCCCGUUGGGGUAUAUAUUCGAGACGCCUAUCAUCAACACCCUUCUGACGCGGUUUUUGGAAGUCCCCGAGUUUCGUAAUGUGACACUCAAGUGCCUCACGGAAAUCGGAGGGUUGCAAAUCGGAGCUCCGUAUAAUUACGACGAGAAGCUUGUUCACAUGUUCACGGAAACUCUGACUAUUGUUUCGAAGACUAUCCCACUGUCGAUGGACCUGAAGCCGGUAUUUGCGAAGAGCAACUCCAGGGAUCAGGAAUUCGUACUGAAUCUCGCGCUUUUCCUCAGCUCUUUCUUUAGCGCCCACCUGAAUCUCAUUGAAAAACUACCGAAUCGGGAUUAUUUGACACACGCGCACUUUUAUCUUAUCAGAAUCAGUCAGAUCGAUGAUAGGGAGGUCUUCAAGAUCUGUCUGGAAUACUGGACGAGAUUGGUGCAAGAGCUGUAUGAAGAAAUGCAGCAACUCCCGAUUACUGACAUAAAUCCCUUGGUGAACAUGGGCGUUAGUGGCCUGUCAAAUGGAGGUGCGCCUCACCCCAGCACAUUAGUCAACUAUCCCCUUCGCAAGCACAAAUACGAAGAGGUCCUUUCGAGCCUGCGCACUGUGAUGAUCGAGAAAAUGGUACGCCCAGAAGAAGUCUUGAUUGUCGAGAAUGACGAAGGCGAGAUCGUUCGGGAGUUUGUCAAAGAAAGCGAUACAAUCCAGCUUUACAAGACGAUACGCGAAUGCUUGGUUUACCUUACCCAUCUCGAUGUUGUUGACACGGAGAACAUCAUGAUCGAGAAGCUAGCCAAGCAGGUUGACGGAUCCGAAUGGUCAUGGGUUAACUGCAACACCCUUUGUUGGGCAAUUGGAUCGAUCUCGGGUGCCAUGAAUGAAGAGACUGAAAAGCGUUUCCUCGUCACUGUCAUCAAAGACCUGCUUGGUCUCACGGAGAUGAAACGUGGGAAGGACAAUAAAGCUGUUGUGGCGAGCAAUAUCAUGUACAUCGUCGGGCAAUACCCUCGGUUCUUGAAAGCCCACUGGAAGUUCUUGAAGACAGUGGUCAACAAAUUGUUCGAAUUCAUGCACGAGACACAUGAAGGUGUUCAGGAUAUGGCUUGCGACACGUUUAUCAAGAUUGCCAACAAAUGCAGACGCCACUUUGUCGCACUCCAGCCGGGAGAGAACGAACCCUUCAUUGAAGAAAUUGUGCGCAAUAUGAGAAAAAUCACUUGUGAUCUUUCGCCUCAGCAAGUCCAUACGUUUUACGAAGCGUGCGGAUACAUGAUAUCUGCUCAGGGCCAGAAGGGCCUCCAAGAUCGGUUGAUCGAGAAUUUGAUGUCAUUACCGAACUCAGCCUGGGAUGCCAUCAUUGCCCAGGCGAACCAAGAUCCCUCGAUUCUACAAGAUGGCGAAACGAUCAAAAUCAUUGGCAAUAUCAUGAAAACCAAUGUCGCUGCCUGUUCGUCGAUUGGCACUUAUUUCUAUUCUCAGCUUGGGCGCAUCUACCAUGAUAUGUUGAACAUGUUCCGGGCAUCCAGUCAGCUUAUCAGCGACGCCGUCAUGCACGAUGGGGAAAUUGCAACCAAGACUCCGAAAGUGAGGGGGCUGAGAACUAUCAAGAAAGAAAUUCUUAAGCUUAUCGACAUCUACGUGCAAAAGGCGGAUGAUCUGGAGAUGGUCAACGCAAACAUGGUACCGCCGCUUCUUGAAGCAGUCCUCGUGGAUUAUAACCGCAAUGUCCCUGAUGCACGAGAAGCGGAGGUGCUGAAUGUGAUGACUACCAUCAUUCACAAGUUACAUAACUUGAUGGAAGACAAGGUUCCGCUAAUCAUGGAGAGUGUCUUCGAAAGCACUUUGGAGAUGAUCAACAAGGAUUUCCAUGAAUACCCGGAACACCGCGUGCAAUUUUUCAAGUUGCUCCAGGCUAUCAACCUUUACUGCUUCCCGGCAUUGCUCAAACUUGACGCCUCUCAAUUCAAGUUUGUGAUCGACUCUUGCAUGUGGGCUAGUAAGCACGACAACCGCGAAGUCGAAAACACUGGCCUCACAAUGUGCCUCGAACUCAUGAAUAAUAUGGCCGAAACUGAUGCUCAAACAUCUAACAUCUUCUUCCGUCAAUUCUACAUCCCCAUAUUACAGGAUGUGUUCUUCGUGCUCACUGAUAAUGAUCACAAAGCUGGUUUCAAGUCCCAAGCAAUGCUCCUGUCGCGAAUGUUCUAUUUCAUCGAGUCCGGCAAAGUGCAAGAUCCUAUUUAUGCACCCGAGCAAGCCCCGCUGGGGACGUCCAACAAGGAGUUUCUGCAGGAAUACGUUGCAAAUCUUUUGCAGACUGCGUUCAAAAACCUACAAGAGGUUCAAAUCAAGCAGUUUGUCGUCGGACUAUUCAGCUUCAAUGACGACUUCAAUAAAUUCAAAACUCAUUUGCGGGACUUCCUGAUCUCGUUGAAGGAGUUUGCAGGCGACCACGCGGAGCUUUAUGCGGAAGAGAGGGAGCAAGCCCUGCGUGACGCCAAAGCCGUGGAGCGUGACCGUGCCAUGAAGGUCGGAGGUCUCUUGAAACCGUCUGAAAUGGACCAAGAAGACGAGCUGUGACUAGAGCAGGAAUUGCGCAAUGAAGUUGCUCCGCCCCCUUCCGAUGAACCGUCGGGGCGUUUGAAAGCGUCCGGGUCGCAGAGUCAAGAUCCUCUCGACGGCUGGUCCUUCUACAGCUUGUGAAUUGAGAAAAGAAAAAAGAAAAAAAUGAUUCUUUCCCAUCGCUCGCUCCAUCUACGAUGUAUAUUUGACAGCGGUGGCAGGCUAGCUUGUUUGCGUCUCCCACUUUGUUCUAUUAGUAUCUGGAUCAUAUAUGAAACCGUCUCUGGAUCUUUCUGGAUCUUUGAGGCAGCCAAUGCGACCCAACUUGAAUUUGUUCAACAAGUUACAUCACCGACACAUGGUUCCUUAAGCUCUUGAUGGCGAAGGUAGAUAGGACCUGUGGCCUAUAUCAUAACGGUGCUAGUGCUACAGUGCUCAUGGUACAUUACUACAGACGCCAUAUUAGAUGCUAGUCUUCGUACACUUUCCUGCCUUUGAUGC